GUCACUUCCGUUUUCAAAAUUUGGCAGACGGUUUUGCUUUUGAAGCUAAAAAUAUUAGAAUUUUGAAUAUUUUUCCUAGAAGACUAUUCAAAGCUUCAACUGAAGAAAUAGAGCUGUUGAUAUAUAUUGACACAUCAAGGUUUAUACAGAAAAUUUUAGUUUUAACAGACGAUUUUAUUAGCUAAGCUUCAAACGUUUGAGACAAUAUUAUGAAGUUCUUGACAACAACGUAGCAGUUAAUACAUAUAUAUUUGUCUAUGGUAUACUCAUACAAAAAGUGAAGCAAAUAUAUGUUAUGGAUGAAAGUUUGGUACAAGAAAGAUGUCGAUGAGCACCAAGCAAAUUGAGGAAAAGUUCCUGUCAAAAGAGGAGAAAUGCAUAAUAUGCAUCAAUGGAAAGAUGUUAGAUACCUUUUCACAUGCGCCUGUCCAGUUGUACAUAGCACUUGUAGCAAGACAAGAUGAUCAUGGAUUAUUUAUUUUUAGUGUGAAUAAAUUCCCAAAUCCUUCUAUAGAUGACCUAGAUAUAGAUAAAGUUGUACCUGUAGAUGCAGACUUAAGGACAGUUUCAGAGGUUCCAGACAUUAGCCAACAGAAAGAAUUUUUUGUCUUGCAUUUGAAAUCCAAAUUUAUAAAUGCACAGCUUGUACUACCAGACCACACAUCAACAGCAGCAUUUCUGGAAGAAUUAAGUAGAGCUCAAUCAGUGUAUUCUAACAUAGUAGCAUUUGGUAAUCCUCCAUCUUUUGCUUGGUUAGAGAAUUACAAUAGACAAAACGACAAUCCAUUUGCCAAGGAUGUGUUUGAUCCUUUUGUAAAAAAUAACCAAGUGAAAAAGGCAGAAGCACUGACAAAGCCUCAUAGUUUACCAGUAGCGCCACCUAGGAGGAUGAGAGCUGUAAUUAUUAGAAAUGGACAGAGUUUGCCUCCUCCUGUACCGGAGAGACCAAGGAACAUGAAAGAGCCAAUGUCACAGAGAAUUACAGACCUGUCCGAGUUAGAUCCUCUGAGAAAGACGGCCAGUAAACAGUCCUUAGAUGAGUUAGAUCUUGAUGACUUCACUGGAAGUAGUGAAUUUCCAGAUGUCCAGAAAAUGUUGGGACUUGGUUCCUCAGAAUUCUCAACUGAAUCUGGUGGUAAACCAGUGACUGCUAGAGAGACAAUAGUCAAACAUAUGAUGAAUGACAGGGAGGUUGAGUUUACAGAUAUAUCAAAAUUAAAAAUAUUUGUUGGAACUUGGAAUACAAAUGGCCAGUCCCCGCCCAUAUCGAUAGCUCAGUGGUUACAAGUAGACCCAGAACCUCCAGAUAUUUAUGCUAUAGGGUUUCAAGAGCUGGAUUUGAGCAAUCAAGCACAUAUAUUUAGUGAUUCGCCAAAAGAAAGUGAAUGGCAACAUGCUGUAAAGAAUUGUUUACAUCCAAAAGGAAGAUAUAGAAAGGUUAAAUUAGUGAGAUUGGUGGGUGUUAUGCUGAUUGUUUAUGUUCUAGAAAAACAUUCAUCUAAAGUACAUUUUAUAGAUUCUGACACUGUAGCUACUGGCAUUAUGGGAAUUAUGGGGAAUAAAGGUGGUGUUGGAGUGCGUUUUACCAUAGAAAGUACCUCUAUAUGUUUUCUAUGUUCACAUCUGGCAGCUCACCAGGAUGAAUUAGAACGAAGAAAUCAGGAUUAUCGAGACAUAUCAUCUAAAAUGCGAUUUAAACAGUUUGUCCCUCCAUUAACUAUUGAUGAGCAUGAGUUGGUAUUCUGGCUUGGUGAUUUAAACUAUAGAUUAAACGAUUUAGACAUUGAUAAAGUGAAAACAAUGAUCCAGAAUUCCAAAUUACAAGAUCUGAUGUCUUAUGACCAGCUUCAUAGGCAGUUGGGAAGAACAGAUGUAUUCAAAGGUUACUCAGAAGCUGAAAUUAAAUUUAAGCCCACAUAUAAAUAUGAUAUCAACAGUGAUGACUGGGAUUCUAGUGAGAAAAGUCGUCCUCCUGCCUGGUGUGAUAGAAUCCUGUAUAAAGGAGGUGGUAUAACCAGUCUGAAGUAUCGCUACCAUCCUGAACUAAAGAUCAGUGACCACAAACCUGUCUCAGAUCUAUUUGAUGUUGAGGUGAGAGUGGUAGACAAAGAGAAAUCUAGGAAAGUAUACGAAGAUAUAAUGAAACAAUUAGACAGACUGGAGAAUGAUUAUCUGCCUCAAGUUAAACUGGAUAAAACAGAGAUUAUAUUAAAUGAUGUCAAAUUUAUAGAGACCAAAGAAGACAUAUUAACAAUAACAAAUUCUGGUCAGGUUCCUGUAAAUUUUGAAUUUAUACAGAAGCUUGAUGAACCUAGUUAUUGUAAACCAUGGAUGAUGGCAUCUCCAUCUAAAGCUGUGAUAACUCCAGGAAAAAAUUGUGAAAUAAACAUUUCUGUGUUUGUGGACAAGAAAAGUGCAGCUGUAUUGAACAGUGGUGAAGAUAAAUUAGAGGAUAUACUAGUGCUACAUUUGAAUGGUGGAAAAGAUUUCUUUAUAUCUGUCAGUGGUAACUAUAUUGCUAGUAGUUUUGGAAGUUCUCUGGAGGCUUUGAUACAGAUGCAUGGUCCAGUCAGAGAAAUACCUACUGCUCAACUUGUAGAAAUAGAACAACCAGGUAGUUUAGUGAAAAGAGAUGUACUAAACCAGGGAGGGAGAUUGUAUGCUAUUCCUAAGGAGAUCUGGAGACUGGUAGAUCACUUGUGGCAGUAUGGCUGUGAUCAGGAAGAUUUGUUCCAGCAACCAGGUUUGAAUAAAGAGAUUCAGCUGAUAAGGGAUUGUCUUGAUACUGGUGCUCCAGAGAAGAUUCCUGGAAGCAUCCAUUCUAUAGCAGAAGGAUUAUUGUUGUUUUUAGAAUCACUUCCAGAUCCUGUCAUUCCAAAAAGUGUACACAAGCGAUGUUUAGAAUGUUCUAAUAACUACCUGCUGUGUAAACAGAUUAUAAUGCAAAUUCCUGAAUACCAUAGAAAUGUAUUUAGAUAUCUCUGUUCAUUCCUCAAAGAACUCCUGUCAAAAUCACAAAACAAUAAUUUAGACAUUAAAUUUCUAGCUUCUUUGUUUGGUGAUGUGUUUCUAAGACCAGACCAUCAUUAUGUACCAACAUCCUCUAGAGCUAACAAAAAUGUCCGCAGUGUAGCAAAAGAAGAAGAGAUGAAAAGAGCUGCUUUUGUUUACCAUUUCUUGUCUAAUAAUAUUGACGAUGUAUGAAUCUUGUCAACAUUUCUAUUUCCUGAAACCCCAGACAGCUUUCGAUGUUGUACAGCAACUGAUAGGAACAGAAUUGAUAAAAAGAUCUGUCAAGUUUAUUUCAAACAAUACAAAAGCAGCUAGUUGUCAUAAGGAUGAAUAUUAAUAUCUUGAACAUGGAUAGUUAAGCAUUAACUGCAUACAACCUAAAGAUAAACUUUUUGAGAUUUUGUUCAUUACAAAUUUUACAAGAUGGUAAUGUUGCUUCAGCUAUACAAUCUGUGAUAAUCAAUGUUUAUUUUGUGUAGAAUCAUUUGUAGGAUGUGAGAUUUUUAAACAUGUGUUGUUCAUGAGUGUACUUUUUAUAUUAAUGUAAAACAUGUGUCACACAUUUAACUGGUCAUUCAUAUGAUACAUACAAUUCUGUCUUUGUGUAAUGUAGUGAAUCUCUUGACUUUUGACUUUCUAUUUUGUGAUUGUUUGAGCCUUUAGAAAAUAAUGUGAUUAAUUCUGAAGAUUUACCAGAACUCAGUUACAAUUAGUCAGGCCAAACGAUCUCUGCCUGCUGGAUAGACAAGUCAAACAAGGAAUUACUUACAUGUUUGAACAUUAUCUCAUAAGAAAUUAUCAUUUGCUGUAGUUUUAUAGUUUGGAAAACUUUUUACAAACAUCACCACUUGCAUGUAUGUUAAAAAUACAGUAUUUUAUGUUUGCUAUUUAUUUUGCCAUAAUGGUCACAAUGCAUACAGUUCACCUUUUAAAUAUUUUAACCCUUCAAAAUAAGCCCUGCACCCACAAAUAUUUUUUUCUAUGGUUAAAAUGCAUUAUUCAGGGAAUUCAGCCAUCCUGGAAAAACAACGAGCCAAUCAACUAAGAAAACAGUGCAAGUGAACAUAUUAGUACAGCUCAUAAUUAUUUGAGUGUGUCAUUUUUUUAAUAUCCAACUUUGAUCACGUGAUUAUCACUUCAACCCCUGAACUAUAAUUCGGGUAACAAACUGACAGUUUAAGGAUGAUGGAAAAGUUGUAUCAGAAACCAAGGAAAUAAAUUUAAUUUGAUAAUCAUUCUGCAGAGACAUUUAUUUGAACAAAUGCAUAAUAUACAUGACAAUCCUUUAAUUUAUCAGAAAGAAGUAUGAUAUGAAAAUAUUCAUAUUGAAAAAGGGAAAAAAAUGAAGGAACUUAAAUAUGAAAUUCUAAGCUGUGAUAUCUGAGACAUGUUUCUUAUUUUUUUUUGUUUAGUUCUAAUUACAUUGUUUGGUUUUCUGUUCAAAAUUUUCACAUCAAAUUUUGUACUGUUUAGUUUUGUUGAAGCAUGGUAACAGACUUGUACAUGGAUAAUGAUAAAUAAAUUUCCAAAAUUAAAAAGAAAUGUAAGGAGCGUACAGUACUAUAAGUCAAUAUUGUAUAUAGGUCAUUGAAAAGGUCAACAUUGUCACAACACAAUCAUAUAAGAUAUUCUGGUUAGUAUGUGAAGUCUUAUAGGGCAUAUCAUUAUCUCACGAUUGAGUGAAAUUUUUAUUGCUUUUAUACAUUUAUUCAAAUCGCAUGUUGUAUCAUUUUGUCAAUUUUGAACUGGUAAUUUUGUCUGUCACAAGGUUAAGGUCAAAUAAGAACCCACUUUGGUCCCCCAAUGUAGUCUCAGCAUUUUCAAAUCAUUUUGAUUUGUUGCUUGUUUUAAUCCACAGACACAAAUAUCAAGAAAGAAAGAGGCUCAGAGAAUUAACUGCCAUAAAUUUUCAUUUAUAAAAGGCUCAAAAUUCGGUGAUUUAUCAAUGAUUAUUAGCAAUAUUAAAUAGAACCAUAUACAUGGCCAACAAAAAUAUUUUAGAAAUUGAUUUUUACAUGAAUAUUUUUGAUGGGCACAUCUUCUCAUAGAGUGUAGUAUUGGCGUUAUCAUUUUUCUAUAAAACACAGCAUUGAUACCUAAUUGUGAAAUCUGAAAAAAAAACACUCAUUAAAACUGGGGAGCCAAGUAUUGCCAUAAUCCUUCCUCAAUUAAUUAUGAUAGUGACUGCAUUUGUUCCAUUAACCCGCUUCAUAUUUGCAGCUAUGAUAUUGGUUGUUAGGACAGAAUUGUGUCUAUUUACCUAGCUUUAAAACCUCAUGAUUCCAAUAUUGUAUGUAAAGUCUUAUUUUAUUGGUGUUUGUCAUUGCAACCAAAAAUUUAAAUAUUUUAAAAUCUGUUUUCAUGUAGCCAUGUGUAUGAAUUCUUACACAAGAGAAAUAGUUCUGAAUUGUUGACAUAGUUUUAAGUGCAUUUUAUAGAAAUCAUAAGAAAGAAAGGGUUAUUUAAAAACAAAGUUUAUUGAUGUGGAAACUCAGAAUUUUGCCCACAUCAGUUUGUGAGUGAGUCAGUCAAGUUCUCACAUCAAUAAGCUCAAAAUUUAACCGUUCUUACUAUAUUUUAAACCAUAUAGAUUUGUUGUUCUUUCAAACAAACAAUUUCAUUAGCUUAUUGAUAUUAAUGUGCCUUUUGUACUUUUUUCAUAGCUGUUUUGAAAUGAAAGUGAUAUAUUUUUCCUCUUUAAUUAUGCAUUUUAUAAUUUUUUUUAUUAUGAUACAGUUUAAAAAGAAAAGAAAAACUGAUAAAAGGUUAUAUCUUACAAUGUACUAAUUUCAAAUGGCAAAAAAAUAACAUUUUAUGUUGGUCUUACUUUGUUUACAUUUACUUUUAUCUCAAAUAAAAAUGAGUUAAAUUUUAAGAUUACAAGCAAAUUAGUUCUUGUCUAAUAGUUUUAAAGACCUUAACAUAGUGGAAAAAUGCAUUCUAAAAAUCCAAGUCACAAAGGUAUUAAAUAAUUUUUUUUUAAUGUCUAUCAAAAGUAAUUCGAAAGUACCUCUUCACUUCAAAAACAAAUUGACAAAUUGCAUGUUUUUAAUGUCAAAUAUUUUUCAAUUGUAUGUUGAAAUUUGGUAUAUUUUCUUGUUUAGUUGUGUAUACUUCUUUAUAUUUAUAUUUUACAUAUGAUUUAGAUUUUAAUUGUCAUUAUUUAUUCAGUUCAUAUAUUCCUUUAACAAGUGGAAAAUCAUAGAAUAAAGUCUGUCACAAAUAUAA
Mytilus californianus (California mussel) is the source of this 6240-nucleotide messenger RNA. Its product is annotated as inositol polyphosphate 5-phosphatase OCRL-like. The record is from RefSeq and is a predicted model, not a curated record. Gene Ontology annotation, molecular function: inositol phosphate phosphatase activity; phosphatidylinositol-4,5-bisphosphate 5-phosphatase activity. The transcript has 26 exons. Gene Ontology annotation, biological process: phosphatidylinositol dephosphorylation; signal transduction. NCBI's taxonomy places the organism in Eukaryota, Metazoa, Mollusca, Bivalvia, Mytilida, Mytilidae. The coding region runs from base 322 to 3204 and encodes 960 amino acids.